This is a messenger RNA of Sciurus carolinensis (gray squirrel), 2156 nucleotides long. It is a transcript of the gene Nek3, whose product is annotated as NIMA related kinase 3. Gene Ontology annotation, molecular function: ATP binding; protein kinase activity. The record is from RefSeq and is a predicted model, not a curated record. Gene Ontology annotation, biological process: protein phosphorylation. Lineage: Eukaryota; Metazoa; Chordata; Mammalia; Rodentia; Sciuridae.
GGGGCUGCGGAGCGGACGGCGCUCACGCGGGCGAGGGCCAGUGGGCGCCCCAGCUCCGCCCCUCGGCCCGCAAGCCCGCCUCUCACGCCCGCCCGCAAACCUGCAGCAGCGCGUCCCGGCCCGCGCAGGUGCGGCGCAGGUGGAGAGCAGUUUGGGAGAGCCUGAGUGGAGCCCAGCUGCGGUUGCCCAGCAUGGAUGACUACGCCGUCCUGAGAGUGAUUGGGGAGGGCUCCUUCGGCAGAGCUCUUUUGGUUCAGCAGGAAAGCAGCAAUCAGAUGUUUGCCAUGAAGGAAAUAAGGCUUCCCAAGUCACUCUCUGAUACACAGAAUUCUAGGAAAGAGGCUGUUUUGUUAGCCAAAAUGAAACACCCCAAUAUUGUCGCCUUUAAAGAAUCCUUUGAGGCUGAAGGACAUUUAUAUAUUGUGAUGGAAUAUUGCGAUGAAGGAGAUCUAAUGCAAAAGAUUAAACAGCAAAGAGGGAAGUUAUUUCCUGAAGAUAUGAUACUUAAUUGGUUUACACAAAUGUGCCUUGGAGUAAACCACAUUCACAAGAAACGUGUGCUACACAGAGAUAUCAAGUCCAAGAACGUCUUCCUCACUCAAAAUGGAAAAGUAAAAUUGGGAGAUUUUGGAUCUGCACGUCUUCUCUCCAAUCCCAUGGCAUUUGCUUGUACAUAUGUGGGAACACCUUAUUAUGUGCCUCCAGAAAUUUGGGAAAACCUGCCUUAUAACAAUAAAAGUGACAUCUGGUCCUUGGGAUGCAUUCUGUAUGAACUCUGUACCCUUAAGCAUCCAUUUCAGGCAAACAGUUGGAAAAGCCUUAUCCUCAAAAUAUGUCAAGGGUCCGUCCGCCCCCUGCCAUCUCAUUAUUCCUAUGAGCUUCAAUACCUUGUCAAGCAGAUGUUUAAAAGGAAUCCUUCUCAGCGCCCUUCAGCUACUACUCUGCUCUCCAGAAGCAGUUUAGCUCGGCUAGUCCAGAAGUGCUUACCCGCUGAGAUCAUUACAGAAUAUGGAGAACAAAUAUUAGAUGAAACCAAAAUGUGUAAACAUAAUAUGCCAAGAAAAAACGAUCCCAGCAGAAUGAUGAAAGCUUUGGGAAAUGAAAUGAGCAUGAUGCAAGAGGAAGAAAAAGAUAGAAGUAACCAUCCCAAUUUCGAAAAUACUAAUACAAAUUUGGGUGAAAGUGCAUUAAGGAGCAGAGGAAAAAAAGAAUCAAGUAAUCUGUCAGUCCAUUCCAUGAAAGCCAGUUCACCAAGCCCUCAGAGGCGGCAGUGGGAGAAAAAUGUAUCUAGUACAACUCUUAAAGCUUUGGAAAAUGCACCCUUACUCACCUCCAGCUUAACUGCAGAGGAUGAUAGAGGUGGUUCUAUAAUAAAGUAUAGUGAAAAUAAUACCCGUAAGCAGUGGCUCAGAGAGACCCCUGACACCCUGUUGAACAUCCUUAACAAUGCCGAGCUCAGUCUGGCGUUUCAAACGUACACGAUAUACCGACCAGGUUCGGAAGGAUUUUUGAAAGGCCCCCUGUCUGACGAAGCAGAGGUAUCAGACAGUGUUGAUGGACACAGUUCUGUCACUUUGGAUCCAGAGAGACUUGAACCUAGGCUGGACGAAGAAGACACGGACUUUGAGGAAGAUGAUGACCACCAUGAUUGGGUGUCAGAACUGAGGAAGCGAACCGAAUGGCAGGGUGUGUGCCACGGAUAACGCCUGCCGGACAGAAUGUGUUGGAGUGCCCCGGGAGAGGUGUUUCAUUCACAUGAGGAAUUCAUGUUUGGAAUAGAGCGAAGAGGGGAGAACUGCUGAUGCUUAAAAAGGCCCCUGACUAGCAUCACAGUUUAAGAAAAUCUGGAACUCCUAUGAGUGAGCAUAAGUGAGAGGGUUCGGCCGAUGGGUAUGAGAUUUGCAGUCUGAUAGAACAGAGACUGGAUGCUAGCUCUUCCACUAACUGGUUGUGUGAUUGAUUGUAGGAAAUUACUUAAUUUCUUUGAGCCCCAAUUUCCAUAAUUUUAAAAUGAGGAUAAUGAUGCCUACCUCGCAGGGAUACUGACCACAGACAAUUAUAGCAGCUCCUAUGUUAAUGAUUCCUGUUGCUACAACUUCUGUUUAUUACCAUGUAACACUUUCUACAUUUCCUAAAGGUUUGCAAAUCUAAAUACA